Messenger RNA from Dioscorea cayenensis subsp. rotundata (Guinea yam), 1513 nucleotides. Its product is annotated as transmembrane protein 161B-like. The record is from RefSeq and is a predicted model, not a curated record. NCBI's taxonomy places the organism in Eukaryota, Viridiplantae, Streptophyta, Magnoliopsida, Dioscoreales, Dioscoreaceae.
UCCGCCGCCAACCCUUCUCUUUCAUCACUCGAAACCAGAUCCGAUAACUCGUCCGCCACCUCGCCGUCAGCCAUGCCGGAAUCCGAUUCUCCGAUCAUCCCCAACCCCGAAUCCGGAUUCCAUCCUCUGUGCCAUCUCCUCCUCCACGCCGCCCUCUCCUCCUCCGCCUAUCUCCUCGCCGCCCUCCUCCGUCUCCCCUCCCUCCUCCUCCACGGCCUCCACACCUACAUCCACCCCGACUCCCCCUCCGCCUCCUCCCUCCGAGCCGCCAUACGCCGUCCAGACGCCCCUCCGGAACCCCAGCCCCGGCGUCCCCGUUCCAAACCUCACCUCCGCUCCGACGAUUUCGACGAAUCCAAGGCCCAGCUCCUCCGUCUCCGCCUCUCCGACUCCGACCUCCCUUCUCGCCUUCAUUUCCCCCUCUUCCGCUCCGCCUUCCUCUUCUCCGCUGCCGCCCUCCCCAACCUCGCUCUCCCCCUCUUCCCCCCAAUCCCCUUCCUCGCUGCCGUCCUCGCCUUCUCCUACCUCCUCUUCGCCCUCGUCAAGCUCUCCUUCGAUCGCUCCUCCUCGAAGCAAUCCGAGAAGCAACUAAGCCUUCUCUCCGGAUUCAUAGGUUUCCUAUUCUCUUUCUUCAUUUUGUUCUUUCUCGCUCCCUCACUGCUUGACUUCGAUCUCGGCCAAUCUGAGAUCGCAAGACUCGCGGUGACAACGAUCGCCGGCGCUCUCUCCGUGCUGAUUUUCUCCCCCGCUUUGAGAUUCUCACGGGCAUUUUGGCUGGGGACGGACCAGCUCCGGUGGAACCUCUCCGUCGUCUCCUGCCCUGCCCCCAUUCGGUUCCUCUUGUUCCUUGCCAUUCUAACAAACAUAGCUGCGCCAUUGCUUUGGUUUAAUCCAGUGACGAGUGUGUUUCCUUCCGAGAUUAGGGAAUUCAGAGUUUGGGUUCUCGCUGCCGCUGCUGUUUCACAGCUUGUUGUUCUCCGGUCUAAUGUUCAGAUGUACCUGAAUGAGUCUGUGCUUUGUUGGUAUCAGCGACUGCAUUCAAGCCGGGUGCCGGAUAUGAAUUAUGCUCGGGCGAAGAUUUUCCUUCAUAAUCACUACAUUUGCUUGGUGGUUUUGCAGUAUUUUGCGCCAUCAACAAUGGUGCUGCUGCUGCUGGGGUUGUCCCAGAUGAAAGGAGGGACACCGGAAGAGCCAUGGAGAAAGAACUUUUCAAAGGAAGAUAGGGAGGAACUGGUGUGAACAAAGAUCCCCGAAUCAGUUCUUCCGCGAAGUGUCUGGAGCUUUCGGAGAAGACAGUCAGAGUAGAGAUUACAGGUACUUCUGUUCAAACAUUGAAGUUUACAUAUAUUCUUGGCAGGAAGCCAUGAGAGGAUCUCCAAAAGACAAUCUUGAUUGAGUUCAAUUGGACCAUGAGGCUGGAGAACAAGUUGAUCAUGUUCAACUUCAGUUGGAGGCUUUGAAGACAUGGUGUUUGCUUCUGCUUGCUAAUGAAUAUUAACGUAGCAAUGUUGUG